Molecule: messenger RNA, 991 nt
Organism: Camelina sativa (false flax)
Lineage: Eukaryota; Viridiplantae; Streptophyta; Magnoliopsida; Brassicales; Brassicaceae
Product: GATA transcription factor 15
Biological process (GO): regulation of DNA-templated transcription
Molecular function (GO): zinc ion binding; sequence-specific DNA binding
Source: RefSeq, a predicted model, not a curated record
UCUCUCUAUCUGCUGUUGGUUCGUUCGUUUCUUUGAACCCAAAAAAAAAAAAUAUAUUAAUAGUAGUCUCUGUUUCUCCUCUGACACUCACACACACACUCUCUCUCUCUCUCUUUCUACUUUCAAGAUUCAAAUUUUUUUGGUUAUCUGAUCCACUCGUCUUUGAUCUUCUCAACUCUUUAUCUCUUUCUUCUCUAUACUCCGAUCUCUGUUUGUAAUCCUAGAUUCAUAUCUUCUCGAAUUGGCAACCAGAUCACGAUCCAGAUAUUGGAGACGACGUUUGGUAAUGCUAGAUCCAACCGUUAAAGUUUUCGAAUCAGAAGCUAUGGGAGAUUCGAUCGAAGAACACAGCAGUAGCAACAGUAAUGGAGGAGGAGGUAUCAUCAGCAGCAGCAACGAGAAGAAGAGUUGUGCCAUUUGUGGUACUAACAAACCCCCUCUUUGGCGAAGCGGUCCCGCCGGUCCCAAGUCGCUUUGUAACGCAUGCGGGAUCAGAAACAGGAAGAAAAGAAGAACAGUAAUCUCAAACAGAUCAGAAGAUAAGAUCAAGAAGAUGAAGAAUCCAAAGUUGGGUGAUUCGUUGAAACAGAGAUUGUUGGAAUUGGGGAGAGAAGUGAUGAUGCAAAGAUCAACAACGGCUGGGAAUAAACUCGGCGAAGAUGAGCAAGCCGCUGUGUUACUCAUGGCUCUCUCUUAUGCUUCUUCCGUUUAUGCUUAAAACCCGAAUUGAUUUCACCUUUUAAUAAUUAAUAAUAAUUAAAUUUUUGUAGGAUAUGUUGUUAAUUCUGUAAUUUUUGUUCGUGUUUUUGCGUUGUUGAAUUAACUUCAAAACUUCAAAUUUUGUAUCACUAGUUUGUAUGUGUGUGUGUGUGUGAUCUCUCUGGAGAAGAAUGAAAGGUCAAAGAUAAAGAUAAUUUUCUUACUUGGGACAAUUAUUUUUAUUGGAAGCUUUUGUCUUUAUUAGGACAAGAAUGGAGAGGAGACUUGCCUA